AUGAAAACUCAUUCAAUUUCAACCCUUUCAUUCUCUCUUCUUCUCACAGUGUCAUGCACUUUGGCAACUUCUGCUGAUAGACAAGACAUGUUCCUUCAGUGUCUCACCUAUCAAUUCAAGAAUUACUCCUCCAUUUCAGAUUAUAUUUACACUCCUUUAAACUCAUCUUACACUUCCAUCCUCCAAUUCUCCAUUCAAAACAUCAGAUUGGCAUCGGAAACCACUCCCAAACCGCAAGUGAUCAUAACCCCAGAGCAUGAAUCCCAGAUCCCGUCUGUCGUACGUUGUGCCAGACAGAGUGGUCUGGAGAUCAGAACUCGAAGUGGUGGCCAUGACAUGGAGGGAUUGUCUUAUGUGUCACAAGUCUCUUUCGUGAUCAUUGAUUUGAUCAAUCUCAGUGACGUCACGGUCAACGUGGAGGAGAAAACUGCAUGGAUUGAAGCAGGUGUAACCACUGGUAUUGUAUACUACAAGAUUGCAGAAAAGAGCCCUACACUAGGGUUUCCUGGGGCUAUUUUCACUAAGGUAGGCGUCUGUGGGCACUUCAGUGGAGGAGGCUACGAAGCAAUGGUGCGAAAGCACGGCCUAGCUGCAGAUAACAUUGUUGAUGCCAGAAUAAUCGACGUUCAUGGAAGAAUCAUUGGCAGAAAAUCAAUGGGCGAGGAUCUAUUCCGGGCGAUUAGAGGUGGCGGAGCUGCCAAAACCGUCACUGUUUUCUCAAUCACGAGGAAUGCGGAAGAACAGAAUGGUAUUGAGCUCUGGCAUCGCUGGCAAUAUUUGGCGCCUCAAGCAGACAAAGAUCUGUUCGUCGGUGUCAUCGUGUUAAGGGUGAACAUGACUGUCCAAGUUAACUUCUUCUCAGUUUUUCAAGGCGGCCCCGACAGAUUAGUUUCGAACAUGCAAGAAUCUUCCCCGUGUCUCAGACAGCUCAAGACCAAGUCCGAUUAUGUCCGGAAGCAAGUUCCUUUAAACGUGAUCGAAGGCAUGGUGAGUAUGCUACGCGAACCGAAAGCAGAUGGGACUAUGUACUAUAUGGUUCCAUAUGGUGGAAGAAUGAAUGAAAUAUCAGAAUCAGCAACUCCGUUUCCUCACAGAGUCGGUGCACUCUACCAACUUGCUAGCUUGACUUACUGGCAAAACUCUGAGGCAGGAGAUCCGGACAGAUAUUACGAAUACAUGACUCCUUAUGUGUCAAGCUCGCCCAAGGAAGCAUACUACAACUACAGAGAUCUCGACAUCGGAGUGAAUAACCCUAAUGGGUAG
Salvia splendens (bonfire salvia) is the source of this 1263-nucleotide messenger RNA. Its product is annotated as berberine bridge enzyme-like 18. Bases 1 to 1263 code for a protein of 420 amino acids. NCBI's taxonomy places the organism in Eukaryota, Viridiplantae, Streptophyta, Magnoliopsida, Lamiales, Lamiaceae. Gene Ontology annotation, molecular function: FAD binding. The record is from RefSeq and is a predicted model, not a curated record. The transcript is spliced from 3 exons.